CCCUAUCCCACUUUGACACAAAAUAGAUAAAAAACAUUUUUUUCUAAGAUUAAUGCUGAGUUUUUAAAGCUUUUCAUCCAAGAAGAAAUUAAAUUUUUAGCAUUAUGCCUCUAUCACAUUUUAGUUUGGUUAACCUCAGACCUAAAAGUGUUUUAUUCUUCUAUGUUUUGAUUUAGCUUUGAGAGGUUAACUUCAAAGCUGUUCCAAAGUAUGCAGCGUAAUUGUAAAGGUGGAUUUACUAUUGAUGCACUGCUGGUGCUUCCCUGACUCUGCUUCCAUUACACAAAAAAGCAGAGUUUUCCUGUUAGUUUGAAGAAUAAAGCACAAGGUUAACAAACGGGACACAAUUUUAAAAAAAAAAAGAGGUUUAAACUGUAAAACACUGCAGAACCCAAUGCAACAAAAAAAUAAAAACCCAGACUGUUGGGUUUGGGUUUGUUUAACACGUGGUGUUUUUGUGUUUUUGCUUUUUUUCAGGAUAUCCCCGGGGUUUUGAAGGUCAGGUGUCAGCGGUGAAAUGGAAUUCUUGUCAGCAUGGAUUGUGUCUCCUUCCACUCUACCCUUUCUGUGUCUCAUUUGGGGCGCACAAGCCCAGCAGGCAUUUAGGACCGAGCCCAGAAACCUCACGGUGAGGAUGGGAGCCACAGCUGUGUUGAAGUGUGAGGUGCUGCGGGCCUCUGGGACCGUGCAGUGGGUGAAAGAUGGCCUCCUCUUGGGACCGCAGAGAAGCCUUCCAGGCUUUCCGCGCUACAGCAUGAUUGGAAAGAGAGGGCAGUAUCAUCUGAGAAUUGAAAAUGCUCAGCUGGAAGAUGACACUUUCUAUGAAUGCCAAGCGGGACAAUCUGACAUCAGUGACGGAAUCAUCUCCGAUGCAGUCUGGCUUAAUGUACUAAUUCCCCCAUCUAACCCAUACUUCACCAUGGAUGUGACAGCAUUUUGGGUUGCAGGGGAGAGCUAUGAUGUCACCUGUGUGGCUCCUGAUGCCAAACCCGAGGCUGAAGUCUUUCUGUAUAAAGAUGGAGUCAAGCUGACAGGUGUAAAGUCUUUCCCCGUGUCUGGCUCAAAGGAUAAGCUUCUGAACACGCAUGCUGAAGUAACGGUGACUGCUGUGAGUUCUGACAAUGGAAGACUGUUGGCAUGCUACGCCAAGAACGCUGCCUUGUCCAAGCCUGUGGUGACCACGGUGACCAUGAAUGUGUACUACCCACCUGACGCUCCGCUUAUUGUGAACCUGGAUGGAGAUGAAGUCAGAGCGGGGAGAACGCUCAUGUUGGAGUGUGUGUCAGGUAGUGGAAAUCCCCUCGCCGCUCUCCGGUGGACCAAGAAUGGAGAGAUUGUCUCUACGACUUGGGAAGAAGACGAAUUUGCGCGGAAGUCCAGAAGCGUUUUAAAAAUGCUGAUGACCCCUGCAGACAACCAGGCAGAGCUGAGCUGUGAAAGCUUCAACGUGGUGUCUCUGUCACCUCUGUCCAUCACUCACAAAAUAAACGUCUUCUUUGAUCCUGAAGAGCUGACGCUGUCGGGUUCAUUAGAGGCCAUUGAAGGGCAGGAGGUGGUUCUGAGCUGCUACGCCGCCUCGAGUAAUCCUCCUGUCGACAUUCGCUGGUGGUUGGGCUACAAGGAGCUCAACAACACCGUUUUCAUUCGGGAAGAGGGAGACAACGGGGGGAUGACGACCGUGUCCAAUGUGACCCACCGGUUCUCCCGGGAGGACAACGGACUGAUGCUCAACUGUGAAGCUUUCAACAAAGGCACACGCUUCUCCAAAAUUGAAGCUGCUAAAAUCAGUGUCUACUAUCCCCCUCAAAAAGUGUGGCUUGACGCUCCAGCUCAAGAUGUUCCCCUUCACGCAGGCACUAAAGUCACUCUCAUCUGUCAUUCUACCGGAGGAAAUCCCACCGCAACCUUGACUUGGCUCAAGAAUGGAAAGGCGGUUGCCCACGCACCCAAGCAGACAUCCUCUGACAUGGCUGUAGCCAGAGAGCUACACCUGGUCCUAACAGCAAGUGACAACAUGGCCACCUACCGCUGUGAUGCCACAAACAAGGCAAAGAAGACCAUCUCUGCACACACUAAGCUGCUAGUAUACUUCACAGCAGUGAGCAUGAAGAUCACAGCGCAGCAAGAGGUGCUUCGCCAGGGUGAGGUGCUAACACUGGAGUGCCUGGCUGAAAGCAGUAACCCAACAGCAAACAUCUUCUGGAGCGUGGGCGCAGUCAGGUUCCAGAAAGCUGAGCAGACACACAGCAAGGAUGAGUCUGGUGCUGUCACCGUCAACAGCACUCUAUUGCUGAAUCUGACUUCACAGCACCACAAACAGAAUGUGAUUUGCCAGGCCUACAACCCCGUGUUAGAGGAAGGGGCUAACACAUACUACCAACUCAACGUGCUCCACCCGCCAGAAUUCAGCUCUGCUCAGCCAGCACAGAUCCAGGUGGAGGAGGAUGAGAUGGCAACGAUCCCACUGCUGGUUUCAGCAAACCCAGAGGUGGUCUCUUGUGUUUGGCUGCAUCGCAGGGAGACGCUGGUCAAAGGGGAUAAUCUGCACCACCACUGGUUGGAGGACGGCUCUCUGGAGAUUAGGAAUGCGACGAGGAGAGAUGCUGGACUGUACACCAUCAAGUGUGAAAAUGAAGAAGGUGUCAGCCAAACUGCUAUCACCUUGGACGUUCUUUAUGCUUGUGGUGUCACUGCAGAGAAAGAUCCGGUGUUUGUUAACUUGGGGGGAAUAGCAGACCUGAUAUGUGUGGCAGAUGCCAACCCCAUUAUAUCUGCCAUGUUCUCAUGGAAAUGGCUGGGAGAGGAGGAGGUGGAGAUGGGAGAGGAGACACAGGAAGACGAAUCAAGCCUUCUGACCAUCAGUAAUGUGACUCGGGCUCAUGCUGGUCUAUACCAGUGUACAGCUAAUAAUGGCAUUGGACUCUCUGCUAGUGUAAAUGUGCAGCUGGUUGUGCAAUUCAAACCAGAGCUUCAGAAAGGACCCCAGUGGAGGAAAGUAGCAAGCAGAGGGGAUGGAACUACCUCGGCUGAGUUGGUGUGCCGGGCAGAGGGUAUUCCUCGCAUCGACUUCUCUUGGGAAAAAAAAGGGGUCCUUCUGGAUUUGGCAAACCCCAGGUAUGAGGAGAAAACCGUGAGGGAGGGCUCCUUCCACACCAGCACGCUGCGAGUAGUAAACGUGAGCGCCGUGUUGGACUACGCCGUCUUCAGUUGCUAUGCUCGCAACUCACUAGGGGAAGACAAGGUGGACAUCCAGCUUGUCAGCACAAAUCACCCGGACCCUCCCUCAAUGUUUCGUCACGUCAGCAGCAGCCAUGACUCUGUCACUCUGGAGUGGAUUCCCGGCUUCAAUGGUGGUUCGCAACAGAAAUUCCGAAUAAGAUACCAAUGGGAUCAAUCUCUCAGCUUCCAGUAUGUGGAUGUUUUCCCACUAGAUGCGACAACUUUCACCGUCACUGGUCUGCAGCCUGUCACCAGCUACAACUUCUCCAUUAAUGCCCUCAAUGCAAUAGGAGAGAGUGACUAUGCUGACAACAAUGCAAUACUGACCAUCACCACCAUGGACAGACCAGGAUCAGAAGAGGACAGUCCGCCUGAGGUACCACAGAGUCCGAGUGAACUGCCCACCUACAUGACUGCAAUCUUCACAUUUGUCAUUGGAGUUGUGCUGGCGCUAAACUUACUGGGGUGCUUCUUGGGACUGCGGUGGAAAAGGAAAUGUGAACAGAGAAGGGCAGGAGGGGGCAGCGUGGUAGAUGGACAGAAGAGUGAACUGGAUGGGUCAAGUCAAUCAAGCGUGAGAAACUCGAAUAAGUACGAGAGCGGAGAAAAGAUCAACACCGCUGCUCAGCGCACCCUCCUCAUCGACUCUGGAUCUGAAACGGAGAGCCACGUCUAUGAGAGCUGCACAACGGAAGACUCCCAUUAUUAUUAUCAUCCUACCGAGUACAGGCCGACUCUCCGUCCCCUCCCGGAGGAAAGACGUGGCCUCGGUGUCCACCAUGUCGCCCACCUUCCUGUGAACCCUGACAGCCAUGUGUAUGAGGAUGUCACGGAGGCGGGAGUGUACCGGGACACAGUGGCCCCGGCCCUCCCUUUCCCUAACCACGAAUUGACUCAACAGAGGAGUGACUGGAGGUCAAUGACCUACCGUCAGGGUUUCAGUAGAGCGGGGCCGUCCGUGGAUGUUCAGGCCCAGAGCGAUCUACCGUUUGAACUGCGAGGAGAAUUAGUCUAAAGAGAGAAAAUGUGAUCAAACACCAUCAUCAAUGGUCAUUAAAUGUAAAGUUGUAUUACAGCUAGACCUUUUCUUUCUGUUUAAUUAUUUUUAUUUACAUUUUUGUACACUGUUAUACUAAGGAUAGUCUGGAAAAUACUGUUAGGAUUAAAAAAAGCAUC
Molecule: messenger RNA, 4395 nt
Organism: Oryzias melastigma (Indian medaka)
Lineage: Eukaryota; Metazoa; Chordata; Actinopteri; Beloniformes; Adrianichthyidae
Gene: nphs1
Product: NPHS1 adhesion molecule, nephrin
Exons: 29
Coding region: 518-4234 (1238 amino acids)
Biological process (GO): cell-cell adhesion
Cellular component (GO): cell-cell junction
Molecular function (GO): cell adhesion molecule binding
Source: RefSeq, a predicted model, not a curated record